Messenger RNA from Brassica napus (rape), 548 nucleotides. Its product is annotated as small nuclear ribonucleoprotein SmD1b-like. Gene Ontology annotation, molecular function: RNA binding. The transcript has 2 exons. Gene Ontology annotation, cellular component: U5 snRNP; precatalytic spliceosome; U12-type spliceosomal complex. Gene Ontology annotation, biological process: spliceosomal snRNP assembly; RNA processing. Lineage: Eukaryota; Viridiplantae; Streptophyta; Magnoliopsida; Brassicales; Brassicaceae. The coding region runs from base 180 to 431 and encodes 83 amino acids. The record is from RefSeq and is a predicted model, not a curated record.
UGUAAAGAUGAUCUCUGAAUUCUUAUUUCUGUAUCUCUUUUAGUCUCAUUUACUGAUUGGUUUCCUUAAGCAAUACAAGUUGUCUCUACUGUUAAUGUUUCUUAUGCCGUCAUCUUGGUUAGAAUGCAAGCAUCACUAGGCGGUUAAUAUCUACUUAUCAUGCAGGUGUAGAUGUUAGUAUGAACACUCACUUAAAAGCAGUGAAACUCACUUUGAAAGGGAAGAAUCCAGUCGCAUUAGACCACUUAAGUGUCAGGGGAAACAACAUUCGCUAUUAUAUUCUUCCGGACUCCUUGAAUCUCGAGACUUUGCUGGUCGAAGACACAUCAAGAAUCAAACCGAAAAAACCAACUGCAGGAAAAGUUCCACCAGGUGGUCGUGGACGUGGGCGUGGAAGAGGUCGUGGACGUGGCGGCCGGGGUGGUCGUUAAGCACUAUGCAGUGAUCCGAAGUAUGAUCUAUCUUGUUAUCUUAUAACUUUUCAUGAUUUUGAGAUUUGAUACAUUAUUACCAAACUAAUCAAACACGGAAACAGUCACUUUCAUUUA